Rhopalosiphum padi (bird cherry-oat aphid) is the source of this 1281-nucleotide messenger RNA. RefSeq names its product mitochondrial inner membrane protease subunit 2. The transcript is spliced from 3 exons. NCBI's taxonomy places the organism in Eukaryota, Metazoa, Arthropoda, Insecta, Hemiptera, Aphididae. Bases 174 to 644 code for a protein of 156 amino acids. Gene Ontology annotation, molecular function: serine-type endopeptidase activity. Gene Ontology annotation, cellular component: mitochondrial inner membrane peptidase complex; membrane. Gene Ontology annotation, biological process: mitochondrial respiratory chain complex assembly. The record is from RefSeq and is a predicted model, not a curated record.
AAUCUCGAUCAAACGAAUUAUAAUCACGAAUUUCCAUAAAUGUUCGCUUCACCGGUCAAAAAAAAAAUUAUUUAGAACUUCGUAGUUUUGACUUGGUAUUGAGUAUUAUGACCCGCCUUUGAUUUGUUUAUUCAUGAUUGCCGGUUAGUAUUCAGUAAAUCUAUUCAAUUCAAAUGGGAGUUUGGUGUCGAAUAAAAAAUGUUUUGAUUGGCGUGGCUAUUGGACGCACAGUAAUUGACACAUUUGGUUCUGUGGCCAGAGUUGAUGGAAUUUCUAUGCAACCAACAUUCAAUCCAAAUAAAACAGUGGACUUUGUAUUUCUAUCAUAUAUUCCAGUACGAUUUAAUUCUAUUAAGCGCGGUGAUAUUAUUGUAGCCAUAUCACCUAGGAAUCCAAAUGAAACAAUUAUUAAACGUGUUAUCGGUGUUGAAGGUGACAUUGUAGUAUCAAAAAAAAAGAAUAAUAUUUCAGGUACAAAAAAAUUUGUUCCUAAAGGAUACUAUUGGAUUGAAGGUGAUCACAAAGGCCAUACAUAUGAUUCUACUAGUUUUGGUCCAAUUUCUAAAGGUCUUGUUGUUGCAAAGGUUUCAGUUAUAAUUUGGCCUCCCAGUAGAUGGCAACUACUCCAGUCUCGCCAUAAAUAAGAGCUUACAAAUUCAAGUCAUCAUUGUUAUCAUACUGAAGUAAAAAAGAUAUUUAGCAUCCGGUAUAAGACCACAAGUUAUAGCUAGAAGAAAAUCAAAGUAUAAAUAAACUAAUAUUUCAAAUAUCUAUCUAUUUAAUAUAAUAUUUAUUUUUAUUCUGUAAGGUUGUAAUCAUUAAAAAUAGUUAACAUCUGAUAUACAAUGGUGCUUAUCAUAAAUAUUUAUUUAUAAUAUUAUAACAAUUUUAAAUUUAACUCGCUACACAUAGUCGUGUUGUUAAAAAAUAUGAAGCAUUAUAUUAUAUCUAUAUAUUUAAACAGGGCUAUGGUGGCUUGAUAUAUAAAAUAUUUUAUAUUUUUAGAGUUAAGAGAAAUUUGUGUUUGUGUUUAUAUUAAAAUUAUAAAUACACUGUUCAUUUCUUUAUGUUAUUUAUUUAGUAAGACUUAACUGUAUUAUUUUAUUAUUUACAACAUUAAAUUAUAUUUUAAUAUUAUAUUUUUAAGAAUACUGUUGUGAUUAUAUGUGAUUAUAGUGUAUGUAUACAAUUUUACUAUAAAGAUUUUAGUGGAAAGUAUAAUAUUUUUUGGAUGUUUUAGGAGAAUGUAUUCUACAUAAAUAAAUCUUUUAAAGUAACAGA